AAGAUGACUGCCAGUCCGUCCCACUCCCGGUGACUACAAAUGCAGCCCAGAAAACUUCAACUUUCCACACAUGCUCAGAAAGAGAGGCGUGCUCUCUCACGUCACACACGCCCGUCUAUCCCAGCCCGAAAGAAGCGCCGGCAAUCAGAGCGGAGCGAGGAGAUGCUACCGACUGGCAGACACUGACAAAGGCAACAAGUCUUGACGGCCAAAACCGAUCCGGACACUCCUGACUUCCACGUCCAGAGAAACACAACUGACGCAGGAGACCACUUCUGCUUCCUCAUCCUCCCCCAAUCCGAGGGAACUCGAACUCAGGAAGAAGCGACUGCAGGACGGACAGAGAGACAAGAUGCUGGCUCAGAUCCUCAAGGAGAUGUGGGUGGACCCUGAGGUGCUGGAGGCCCUCAGCGAGGAGCAGAAGAAGGUUCUGUUUCUGAAGAUGAGAGAGGAGCAGGUACGGCGCUGGAGAGCGCACGAGGAGAAGGAAGAGCGAGAAGGAAGGACCUACAGGAACACGAAGCCCAAGAAAGCUUCCAGCAAACAAGUGAGCUGGCUCCUCAGUCGGGACGGCGAUGUGAGCGUGACUGUAAUCGGAGAGGUGGAUGAAUUUAGGUCCUCCAAGGUUCUGCAGAACCACAUGAACAGACUCCUCAGUGAUAACAGGAACUGCAUCCAGACGGUGGACCUGCUGCCAGGAAGUGAUGCCCAGCAGCUCAGCAUCAAAGACGACGCCAAGCUCCCUCUCACAGAUGUUAAUGAGGAUCCAGGUUCACCAAUCAACCAGUCAUCUGAGGAGGAGGUAGCGGACUGCAGCACCGACGAGGACCCGAAGGACCCCGACGAAGACGACGGCGUUGAGCUGAACCUCGUCUACAGGCCACAUUUUCGUAGAAGCCUGUUGCUACGAAGCCACCAGUCAGAAGCAGAGAGAGUCACUCCACAGGACGGAGAAACUCGGCGGUGCAGAGAGACGUCAGAAAGCGAAGGUCGCGUGGCUCAUCUCAAGAAGGCGUUUGCGGACGAUGCCUGCAGCAAACCACCAGCCUGCAAAAAACCACCCAUUCCUGUCAAACCGGCUCAUCUGCAGAAAAGCGGCACGGCGCUGGUCCAUUAAGACGCCGUCGCGUCUCCAACCUGCGGAACGUCAACACACCCAACCCCUGAGGAGUGGGAGCUGACGCAAACGCCGCAGCUCAUUUGUACUCCUGCUUGAGGACCCAAGUGGGGGAUAAAUACACUGCAAAAAAAAAAAAAAAGAAAGGACAAGUUUCCUUUUUUUGAACUUUUCCAAAACCUAAUUUAAAAUUUCCACCUGCAGAUGGAGAAGCGUCUGUGGAGGGGAGCUAGACUGUGUACUUAAUGGGGGAAACUGAAAUUCAGACUCUUGUAUUUUUGCAGAGUCUGUAAUCUGGAGGCAGACACUGAAGGGGCUACGCGUCCACAGGACGUGGACACAAACACGCUGCUGAAUGGAAAAACACUGUGGUUUUAUACUGGGAUGACCUUUUCUGAAGUUGGAAACCAAAAAGCAUCAAUCAGUCACAUAUAUUCAUCCAAGUUCAUAUAAACUCUGGACUUUCUGUCUUUUCAGCAGAUCCUGGGAAUGAAAUAAAACAAAUGGACUCAGAAUGAAACGGACUUCUUGUACCUUUAUCCUUAAAGGGAUUUUAGACAAUUUAAUUACACAUCUCAACAUUCACAUGGGAACGCUCCCUUGCACACUGACAAGCACCGACCUGCUCAUCAGGAGCCCUUGAGGCUCCAGAUAUAUAUAACUCAAGAACUUGUCCAAGACUUAGAACAAAACCACUGAGCAAUUUCUGGACAGCAGCGCCUCUUUGUUGAUUCAUAUUUCAUACUCUGUCGCUAAUGGCUUAAUGGUUCACAUUUGAGCUGCCACUCAGUCACAAGGGAAGUUGUUUUAAUACAAGGUUAGCAAGAAACUGCCUUUACUCUCACUAUCUCCUAGAUCUCCCAACAUGACUUUGGUCAAUCGGUCAACCUCUGAAUUUAGCCCAGGAAAUGUGUCAAUAUGUUGGCUCAAUUGAUCAACUCUAAACAUCUUUUCAACCAUAUUAUAAAAGAGUAGGUGACUUUAUGUGUAACAAGUUUCCACUUCAACUUUUCAACCACACUUUUCUUUCAGAAAAACUUUCAGUAGGACAUCUAUUUCUCUUAAUUUUGCUCUAUGGGAAAAAUUUCAGCAGCACCUUAAAAAUUGAUAUUCCAAAAUAAAUAUUUAGAGCUUUAAAUUUGCGCUUUCUGGUGUCGUUUAGUGAGCCAAUCGACACAUUAGCAAGCUAUGACGGUAAAUGCGGUUUUUCUGGAUGUGUUGGCAUGCUAACACUAGUAUUAAGUGUUAGCUAAAUGGUACAGAAGGCCAGGGAAGCACAAAAGCAUGUCAGAGCAGUUAAAACUAUUCAAAAUUUCCAUAAUAAAGUGGACUUCAUUGAUUGGAAUACAUUCCUACAGAUUUUGCUCAGUCAUUGCCCUGGAUAUGUUAGCAUGCUAAUGCUAGCAUUAAACAGCCAAGUGGUACCGCAGGCCCUGGGGGGUAGAAAGGGAUAUAUUAGCAUAGUUAAAACAGGACAAACCUCCACAUUAAAGUUGACUUUAAAGACUUGAGUCCAUGCCUGAAUAUGCCUAUAUUUAAAAUAUGAAGAAAUGUAAAUGUUUUGCACUAGGAUGGCAUGAAGCUUGUGCUGCCUGAUGAGAUAUCUUCCUCAUCUUGAAUUCUUGCGCCACUUUCAGUGUUUGUCUCAGCUGUGGCGACCGCAAGCACAGUUUGCAUCGUCAGCAUCAUUGACAAAGAAACAGUUGUGCUGGGGUAAUUAAAGGAGCUCAGAAAGAGAAGCAAACCUGUUUGUAUUAAAACUUGUUGAAUCUUUAAGCUCGUGAUACCUGCUUGUUGUCAUCCACUGAGAAGGAUUUUGUUUUACAAGAAACUUCUAUGUGUUUAGGCACAACGCUUGGUUUUAAUCCUGAACACUCAGGAUAAAGAUAGCUGUGUGUCAGACACCUGUAUGACACCUCCGAGCCAGCAGGGGGCCCCAGAGAGCUCACGACUUCAAGUACAAACUACAAUCAUCUGAAACCUCAGAAUUUGUAGUCGGAUUGAAAAAAGACAAAAACAAAUUGAGGGUGGUGGAACAGGUGUACCAUGUGGCGAAGCUAUAGUUCUGUUUAUUUUACAUUUUCAAAAGUGAAACAUUUAUAAUUCCUGUCAUCUGAGAAAAAGAAAAAUUCUUCUUGCCAUAAUUUUUGUCAUAACAUGUUUAGCAAAUUCUGCACAGAGUCCAACAGAACCCUGAGUGUGGACAGCGCCCCAGUCCAUCAGAUAUUAGAAGCUGUGAAAAACAUGAAACCACACACAACAGAAGCAAGUGUUUGUAUGUCAUGGUUUGUUUGAGAUGUAGUUACUACCUAACCUGUGGGUCAUAUGUUCACUUUACUUGGUCACCAAUUGAACCCCUGCUCACGCUGACUCUGCUGUUUUUUGUUGUUGUUUUGUAUUAUACCCAAAUAUAAGUGUUUGUACUAUAUAUCCGCUGCCUCUGUGGACAAGAAGGGACACAUUAUAAAACGUUGAAUGUA
Poeciliopsis prolifica (blackstripe livebearer) is the source of this 3597-nucleotide messenger RNA. RefSeq lists its product as uncharacterized. The transcript is spliced from 6 exons. The coding region runs from base 353 to 1117 and encodes 254 amino acids. NCBI's taxonomy places the organism in Eukaryota, Metazoa, Chordata, Actinopteri, Cyprinodontiformes, Poeciliidae. Gene Ontology annotation, cellular component: cytoplasm. The record is from RefSeq and is a predicted model, not a curated record.